Molecule: messenger RNA, 327 nt
Organism: Leptosia nina
Lineage: Eukaryota; Metazoa; Arthropoda; Insecta; Lepidoptera; Pieridae
Source: the annotation of a GenBank genome assembly
AUGGCGUCCAUUCUCGUCUUCGUGAUAUUAUCUUGCAUUUUCCUCGUGCGCGCUGAUGACUGCGAUUGUAAACAGGACAAGUCGAUACAAGAGGCCGAAGAGAUGAUCAAGUUUUUGAGGCAUCUACCGUCGCAUCUAGAUAAGGAGCAACGGUAUCCCGUCGUCCCGGGGGAACUGGCUCCCCUCGUACCAUGCGCCAACUGCAUCGCGAAGAACAGGAGGAAGAGGACAGUCCGGGGUAUACCCGGACACGGGUGCCCGGUGGAUUUUAUCCGGCUGGGCAGGAUCUGUGUUAAUGGAAGGAGGUUUGGCGUUGUGCGUUAUUAA